UCCAGCAUCCCGUCAGGCCUGCCCGCCUCGCUGGAGGAGCUCCGCCUGGACGACAACCGCAUCUCCACCAUCCCCACGCACGCCUUCCGCGGCCUGGCCUCGCUGCGCUCGCUGGUGCUGGACGGCAACCUGCUGGCCAACCAGCGCAUCGCCGACGACACCUUCGCCCGCCUGGCCAACCUGACGGAGCUGUCCCUGGUGCGCAACUCCCUGCAGACCCCGCCCCUCAACCUGCCCACCGCCCACCUGCAGCGGCUGUCCCUGCAGGACAACGCGCUGACCCACAUGCCUCGCGGCUCCCUGGAGGGCAUGCGGGGGCUGCAGCGGCUGGACCUGUCGGGGAACAACCUGACCACGCUGCCGCGGGGGCUGUUCCGCGACCUGGACAGCCUGGCCACGCUGCUGCUGCGGGGCAACCCCUGGCACUGCGGCUGCAACCUGCGCUGGCUCUACGACUGGCUGCUGGCGCGCGGCGCCGCCGUCACCGUGCGGGGCCUGACCUGCCACGGGCCGGAGCGGGCGCGGGACCUGGCCCUGGUGGAGCUGGGCGGGGCCAUGGAGGAGUGCGAGGCGGUGCGGGCCGCGGGGAGCCGGGCGGGGGGCGCGGGGGGCGACGCCUCCACCACGCUGUCCCCGCCGCAGGGCUCCCUCUUCACGCUGCGCUCCAAGAGACCCGGGCUGGGCCUGCCCGACUCGGGGCUGGACUACACCCUGGGCAGCAGCGGCGUGGGGCGGAGCCUGGCGCUCAACGUCAAGCCGCUGUCCCCCAGCAGCGUGCGCGUGACCUGGAGCGUGGCCACGCCCAGCUCCUCCUUCCGGCUGAGCUGGCUCCGCCUGGGCGCGGGCGGGGCCCCGGGCUCCAUCACGGAGACGCUGGUGAGGGGCGACCGGCGGGAGUACCUGCUGACCGCCCUGCAGCCACGAUCCGACUACAUCAUCUGCAUGGCCCCCCUGGCGCCGGGCCCCGAGGGCAGGGGCCCCGGGGGGCCGGCCAGGGGCCCCGGGGCCCCGGAGGAGGCGGAGCCGGACGAGGCGCUGGUCUGCGCCAAGGCGGAGACGGCGGAGGUCCCGCCGGCGGACGGCGGCCCCGGCGAGGACGACGGCUCGCAGCGGGCGGCGCUGCCCCUGGCGGGGAUCGUGGGAGGGGCCACGGCGCUGGUCUUCCUGGCGCUGGUGCUGGCGGCGUUCUGCUGGUACGGCCGCCGGAAGGGCCACCUGUCGGCCCGCGACCACUACCCGCGCAGCAGCUCGCGCAAGAGCAAGAGCUACGGCGACUACAUCGAGUCGGGCACCAAGAAGGACACCACCAUCCUGGAGGUCCGAGGGCCCGGCUUCCAGAUGACGCCGCUGCCCGCGGGCCGGCCCCCGCCCGCGGGCCGGCCCCCGCCCGCCAAGCCCCCCCGCGCCGACUACGUGGUGCACACCAUCUUCCCGCCCUCCAACGGCACCGGCCUCUUCAAGGCCGCCGCCCCCCCCGCCGACCCGGGCUACGGGACCACCCGGGGCUACCGGGACGGGGGCGUGCCCGACGCGGACUACUGUUACCCAUGAUGCAGCGGGGCGGGCCUGCUGCGUCUGCCUCCAGGGCUGCUCUGAGGCAGCCUCCUGUGCCUUGUCCUCCGGUCCGCCCUGACCCCCCUGCUCCCCGGGACCUCUCAUUGGCUGGGAGGCAGAGGGCGGGCAGCCCGCAGGAGCCAAUGGCGGCCUGCGCUGAUCGGCCCACACAUGUUCUCAGUGCAUUGUUUGUUCUCUCAGCCCGCUGCGGGACAUGUAAGCAGAGAAUGUAUCCCCAGUGGGAGUCGGUCCCAGUGCCGCCCCGGGACUGGGACCCGUGUGGUACCAGUAGCAGCUCCUCCUCCACACACUACAGCCGCCAGCGGGGCUCUGCAGACGCCUGAAGGGCUCUGCUGACUCAGCCAAUCAACGCCUCAACGUUUUGACCCCCCUCUGAC
Gadus morhua (Atlantic cod) is the source of this 1952-nucleotide messenger RNA. RefSeq names its product leucine-rich repeat transmembrane protein FLRT1-like. Gene Ontology annotation, molecular function: protein binding. NCBI's taxonomy places the organism in Eukaryota, Metazoa, Chordata, Actinopteri, Gadiformes, Gadidae. The annotation marks the transcript as partial. The record is from RefSeq and is a predicted model, not a curated record. The transcript has a single exon.